This is a messenger RNA of Cyclopterus lumpus (lumpfish), 2432 nucleotides long. It is a transcript of the gene mettl13, whose product is annotated as methyltransferase like 13. Lineage: Eukaryota; Metazoa; Chordata; Actinopteri; Perciformes; Cyclopteridae. The record is from RefSeq and is a predicted model, not a curated record.
GUGUCCGUGCCAUGUGGACCAAGUUGCUGUCAACAAGACUGUCUGUUGCGGGGAACUGACACGUUUGUUCUUCUUCCGGUGUGUGGGGGGGGGGGGGGGGCGUCUGUAAACACGCUGCGGCCGACGAUGAAUCUGUUACCCCGCACAGCCGAAGAGUUCAGCUCCGCGGAGUACUGGGAGAGGUUUUUUAAGAAGCGCGGAGAGAAGGCUUUCGAGUGGUACGGAGACUACAACAAGCUCUGCGGCGUGCUGCACAAAUACAUCAAGGUCCAAGAUAAGGUGCUGGUGGUCGGCUGCGGCAACUCUGAGCUGAGCGAGCAGAUGUACGACGUCGGCUACAAACGCCUGACCAACAUUGACAUCAGCGAGACGGUGGUGACCCAUAUGAACCAGAGGAACGCCGAGCGCCGGCCGGGCCUCACCUUCCAGCAGGUGGACGCUACUCAGACGCCCUACGAGGAGGCCAGCUACCAGGCCGCUCUGGACAAGGGCACGCUGGACGCCGUGGCAUCGGAGGAAGAGGGAGCCCUGGCCAGGAGCAUGCUCACUGAGGUGGGCCGCGUGCUCGGCGUCGGCGGGCGCUACGUCUGCGUGACGCUGGCGCAGGAGAGCGUGGUCAAGUUGGCCGUGGAGCACUUCGUCCAGCUGGGGUGGGCUGUGAGGCUCCACUGCCUGCAGGAGGAAACCGGGAACGAAGAGGACUCCUUCGCUCUGCCCGUCUUCGUGCUGGUCUGCACCAAGUUCCGUCAGCCGAUGCCCGCGCCCAUCCUGGAGAUGUGUCUCGGGGAAGACGGGGCCCCGGCGCGUCUGGCGCGCGUGGCGGACUUGCUGUCGGCCGUGCGGGAGCGGCAGGCUUACGCCGUGUUGAAAAAGAGGCUCCGCACGAGCACGGACGCCGGCUCCAACCUCUCCCUCAGCCUCUGCCACGCCAAGACCGGCCUCCCCCGAUACACUCUCACGGUGCAGGAUUGUCCGCCGGGGGCCAAGGUGCCCAGGUCCAACCAGUUUGCUAUUUUUAUUGUGCCGCAGGGCAGCGAGACCGCCUGGCUCUACAGCUCCGCCGAGGGGCGGCGGCAGCUGGCGGCCAGCGCUAACUUCCGCCGCCUGGUCGUCGCGGCAAUGCACCGGAACCAGGAGUACACGGACAUGCAGGCCGUCCAGUCGGAGCUCUCGCCGAUGGUGAUGGACCUGGCUCCACCGGGCAUGCCGGCCAACCAGCAGGUGCCGUUCCUGUCGGUCGGAGGGGACCUGGGCUGGCGUGAGGAGGAGCAGGGGCUGAGCGAGCUGAGCGGGGAGUACUGCGUGGAGAACGUCAAGGGAGAAGACGGGGAGCUGUACCGGAGACUCGUUUUCCUCUCCAAUGCUGCUCUUGUCCAAUCGGAGAGCCGCCUCGUCCCGUCGGGUAGCGCAUCGAGUCACAAGAAGAGAAACAAAAAGAAGGCGAAGCCGACCGCGUCCUGCGCCUCGCUGUCGGUGGACAGCGGCUUCCUCUGCUGCGCCCACCAUGAAGUCAUGGUGGCCGGCCUCGCCGCGCUCGGGUCGGCACGCCAGAGAACAAAGGUCGACGUCCCGCUGUCGGUGCUCCUGGUGGGGCUCGGUGGGGGAGGCCUGCCCCAGUUUCUACGGGACUUUGUGCCCGACGCCACCGUCGAGGUGGUGGAGCUAGACCCCGUCGUGAUGCAAGUGGCGAAGGAGUGGUUCGGCUUCCGACCGGACGAGCGCUUGACCGUCACCCUCGGAGACGGCCUCGAGCGCAUCUGCGCCCUGGAGAAAGGAGGCGAUCGCUUGUUCGACGUGGUCAUGUUCGACGUGGACAACAAAGACAGCACUGUGGGUAUGAGCUGCCCCCCUGCCGCCUUUGUGGAAGCCUCCAUCCUGCAGAAAGUCUGCAGACUGCUUACCCCCAGAGGUGUGUUCAUCCUGAACCUCGUGUGUCGCGACUCGGCCCUGAGGAAAAGCGUGCGGGAGCGCGUGAGCGCCGCGUUUCCCACAGUCCUCUCUCGGAAGGUCGAAGGGGAGGUCAACGAGGUGCUGCUGUGCUCUCGCGGAGCGGACGUGUCGUCGUCGGACGCCGCCGCCGCCGCGCUCACCCUCCCGUCCCUGAACCGGGCGGCCAAGAGUCUGCAGGGCGCGCUGCUGCGCUCCGGCGGGAAUGGAACCGGCAGCCGGCCGCACAUCGACGUGGCGGAGCUGUUGAAGGACCUCAGAGUGGAGUAAAGUUUGAGACGCUGAAAUAUGAGAGAGAGAGAGAGAGAGACAUUCACCACGUACAAUAUAAUAAAAAAGUAUUUUGAUGCAGUGUCAUAUAUAUAUAUAUAUAAACAAACACACAAGCAAAGGACUUUUUUUUUUUUAUUUUUUUUAAUCUGAAUGUGCUUCUACUAAAAAAGUGCUGUUGGAUAUUUUAACUUGCAUUAAAUGAACCCUUCGGU